UAAACCGCACCCCACCUCGCUGCCGUUUUCCCACGGCGCAUCGUGUACAACAGCGGCAGCACGAGCGAGAGCGACAAGUGGUUUAGAGUAGACCGGGUGGAGUAGAGAUUGGCGGUUUGCCGGCGAUGGAGAGGGGCGACGGGGGAGGGGGAGGGAUGGCGCCGCGGGGCGGCGGGGUGGGGUCGGCGGCAAUGCUGGGGCUGGACAUGCACCGCGCCCCGCAGCAGAUGCACCCGGCCGCCGCGUUCCAGCACCAGCAGGGUGGGUUCCAGCUGCAGCAGCAGGCGGCGCCGCCGCCGCCGUCGUCGUUCUCGCCCUACUCCAACACGUCGUCGUCCAGGGUCGUGGUGAGCGCGGCGGCGGUGGGGGCAGGGCACGACGACGACGUGGUGGGCAACGGUGGCGGCGGGAAGGGAGGAGUGGUGGUGCCGCAGCAGCAGGCGCAGCAGAUGGCGUCGGCGGCGUGCCCGUGGACGAGGAUGAAGUGGACGGACGCCAUGGUGCGCCUGCUCAUCGGGGUGGUGUACAGCGUCGGGGACGAUGGGGAGGGCGUGGCGACGGCUGGCGGCGCGGGGGCAGGCAGGGCGGGCAGGGCGGGGCACGGGCACGCGGCGGCGGCGCAGCAGCAGAAGAAGGGCAAGUGGAAGUCGGUGUCGCACGCCAUGAUGGACAAGGGCUUCGUGGUGUCGCCGCAGCAGUGCGAGGACAAGUUCAACGACCUCAACAAGCGGUACAAGCGCGUGGUGGACCUGCUGGGCCGCGGCCGCGCCUGCCGCGUGGUCGAGAACCACGCGCUGCUCGACACCCUCGACGACAUGACGCCCAAGGCCAAGGACGAGGCGCGCAAGCUGCUCAGCUCCAAGCACCUCUUCUUCCGCGAGAUGUGCGCCUACCACAACAGCGCCGCCGCCGCCGGGGGAUCGCACCUGCCUGCGCACGCCGGCGGCGGGGACGCCGCCUGCCUCCACCACCCGGCGCCGGUGCCCGUGGCCGCCGCAGCCUCGUCCGCCGCCCGCCACGCCUACGCGCAGCAUCAGGCGGCCCCGUCCCCGCCGGGGAUGAAGGACUCCUCCGCCGACGUCGCGGACGACGACGACGACGACGACGACGACGACGACAGCGACGACGACGAUGCCGUGAGCGACAACAGCGACGAGGACGUGGACGACUACGAUUUGGAGGAGGAGGACGGCCACAUGUACCCCAGCAACAACCGCCCCAGUCAUCGUCAGCACAGCGGCGGCAAGCGCGGGCGUGGCGAGGACCUCGACGACGAGGCGGAAGGCGGUGGUACUGGUGGGAGAAGCGCGAGGAGGAGGAGGCGGCGGAAGAAGGCGGCGCGGGUGGCACCCGACCCAUCGGCGAUGCUGCGGCAGGUGAAGAGCGAGCUCGCGUCCGCGACCGCGGCGAUGGACCCGCAUCAGGUCCGAUCCUGGAUGCGUCGCCGCGCGCUGGACGUGGAGGAGCAGCAGAUCCGCCUGGACUCCCACGCGUGCUACCUGGAUGGGCAGCGGCUGAAAUGGGAGCGGUUCCGCGACGAGAAGGAGCACGAGCUGCAGCGCGCGCGCCUGCAGAACGACCGCCACCGCAUGGAGAGCCGGCGCCUGCUGCUCAUGCUCCGCCACAAGGACAUCGAGCUCGACAUGGCCGAGGUCAACUCUUCCUCCGUCGACCACAACCCUGGCGCCGGCGCGUCGCCGCUCGCAGCACACCAGCAGCAGCAGCAGCAGCAGCCGAUUGGGUCCAGCCCCAGCCCGUCCACCGCCGGACACCCAAACUAGCUGUCGUGCAGUCGUGCGUGCCUUUCCAUUCCAUUACCGGUAGCAGUCAGUACUCAGUAGCUGUUCUUUUUUAAAAAGGAAAACUUUUGUUCUAGCAUAUCAUUAGUAGUAAACUUUAGUUCUUCCCGUAGUAUCAUUAGCAGCAGUAGUUCUCUAUCUAGGACAAAAGGACAGUAGUGCUCAAGGGUUUCAGUGUAGCAUGUUCAUAGUAUGUGCGCGGUGUGGCUGUAAUAUCAGGUCAGACAAAUGCAUGUUUCUGUUUAGCUGUA
Molecule: messenger RNA, 2050 nt
Organism: Sorghum bicolor (sorghum)
Lineage: Eukaryota; Viridiplantae; Streptophyta; Magnoliopsida; Poales; Poaceae
Exons: 1
Coding region: 126-1781 (551 amino acids)
Source: RefSeq, a predicted model, not a curated record